Penicillium robsamsonii is the source of this 2460-nucleotide messenger RNA. RefSeq lists its product as uncharacterized. The transcript has 5 exons. NCBI's taxonomy places the organism in Eukaryota, Fungi, Ascomycota, Eurotiomycetes, Eurotiales, Aspergillaceae. Gene Ontology annotation, cellular component: endocytic vesicle; plasma membrane; cytoplasm. Gene Ontology annotation, biological process: septin cytoskeleton organization. The coding region runs from base 1 to 2460 and encodes 819 amino acids. The record is from RefSeq and is a predicted model, not a curated record.
AUGGACGUCUCACGGCAAGAGUACCCAACGCUGCUGGCCACCCUGCAUCCCGGCCAAGCUACAACCGUCCUAAGCGAUCGCAUUAAACUCAUAAAUAAGAUCAACGUGGAUAUCGCGGAUUACUUGCAGGAACGACGUCGCGUUGAAGAAGCAUACGCCCAAGGGUUGCGGAAGCUGGCGCAUCGGCCACAGUUGGACAAUGGAGCUGCUCUUGGCAUUUUCCAAAUCCCCUGGCAACGCAUCAUCAGUGCCACCGAAACGCUCGCCGUGUCGCAUGAGACCCUUGCGAACAAGAUCGAGGAGGAUGUCGAAAAACCUCUAAGGGAAUUCAGCAACAAGAAUUCCGAGAUGAAGUCGUUGCCCGGUAUCCAGAGUAGUUUGGCGGGGCUGGCAAAGAAUGUGGAGGCUGCGCAGAAGAAGGUGGACAAAGCCAGGGCGAAAGGUGCCAAAGGUGCAGACAAACUUGCUAGCGAGAUUGCCAAUGCUGAGGAAGUCCAUCAGCAAUGGGAAUCGCGGGCUCCCUUUGUCUACGAGCAACUUCAGGCCGCCGAUGAGACCCGGCUCAACCACCUUCGGGACGUGCUAACACAAUUGGAGACCCACGAGGUCGAUCAAGUCGAGCGCGGUCGCCAGGCCGCUGAAAGCUGCUUGAACGUUCUUCUCAAUGUGGAAACGGCAGAUGAGAUCAAGACAUUUGCUGCUAGAAUGGUGGGCCCCCGGGUCCCUGUGACGCAGGCUGUCCCCAGAAGACAGACCGAACCGGUAGAGACUCCUUCCACAAUUGAACCGGUAUCUGAGCGGACACCGACUGCGCCAAUCGAGCGCCAGUUCUCCACGCCGCGAUCAGAAGCACCGCUUCCGCCCCCUCCACGCAUCCAGGAUGAUGCGGCAAGCCAACUAUCAGAGGCAUCUGAUAGACAACACACUAUCGCUCAGGCAACGCCAGGGACAUCUUUCACCGAUCAAUCAUCCUUGCGGAACCCUAGUGUGUCGCAGGAUCGCAACGGAUUAGAUACUGCUGCACCUAUACCUGAAGAGCAUCCGGAGAACUCCAGAAAUGGAGUUGCCCCAGAAGGUCUUGGGUUAACCAAUGACCAUGUCAAUCCGCCACAGGUUGAUUCAGAAGGGUUCACUCAACGUCCUGCAACAAUCGACGAGAUCACACGCGCCCAGAAUGAGGCAGCGGGCCUAGAUGAGUCUGGUAUGAAUUUGACAAUUCGAGACCAGCCCAUCUUCGAGGAUGAGAGUCAGGCGAAGCGGGCCAUGGAUGAUAUGGCAAAUACUCUCCGAAUGCGCGCUCCGCAGACAGGAAUGAGACGCAAUGCUGGCACCAUUCGCGGACGCCGUGAUGUUCGCAAUACGGUGUUUAUUGCUUCGCCUAGCAACGAGCUUCCCCCGUCGUCGGCAGGAUCGGAGUCCCAGCAACCAACCUCCCCAAUCAGGCAAAUGACCUCCCCUAGCAUUGCCGCCAGCACUGGUACGGAUGAUCACGCUAUGUCAGAUACUACGUCUGUUCGCUCUGGGCACACUAUGCAUGGCCCAGGACCUUCGGUCCAUCCUGAUCUAUAUGAAACGGGCCUGAAUGCUUCAGUCAUUGAAACCGUCAAUGCAUGGUUCUCAGAGGGUAAUGUCACCAAGUCCUACAUCAUUGGUGAGCUUGCUCUCGCAAACAACUCCAUACCUGGUACUGCGGUAGACCAUACGCGCAUCCGACUCGACAACUUCCAAGUGCUGGAAAAGGUAGCGGCCAAUCCCCACUUUGUCCAAGAGGUUACCAAAGACGCUGGCGACGACAAGAGAGGCGAAUAUGAUAUCCAGCUGGGCAGCAUCUCGCGACCCAUGCCGACAGUGGCAUUCAAGUAUCAGCUGCAUAUCGACCCAACCAACCCCUCAGCCUACUGCCCCGUGAUAUUCAAGCCAGUGUGGAAUCUAGAAGAGUUACAGGCCAGCGCCAUCAUCUAUUAUACGCUCAACCCCUCCUUCAUCUCCCACACAGCGGAGCCAAUUACCCUCAAGAACCUGGUCUUGACCAUUAAUUUGGACACGGCCACCGAGGACACAGCUACCGGGCAGCCGCGCGAGUCAGUCGCCCACGCCACCAGUGCUGCCAUGUACCCCAAUACCGGCGCCGUCUUCCGCCGCAAGACUUCCACCGUCACAUGGAGAAUCCCCGAGCUGGAAGUCAAGGCCCCCACCACCCCAGGUGCAGAAGGCAAGUUCCUCGUCCGCUUCGUGACGUCUACCCCCGGACCUCGCAAGGGUAUUGUCGAAGCAAAGUUCGAGCUCCGCAACGCCGGGUCUACUUCUCAGCUGGGUGUUAGCCGUGCUGCCUCAGAGGCAGAGCAGAUAGAAGCCGACCCCUUCGCCGACGAGGGUCGUGAGUCCCAGCCGUCGGCGGCUUCAUGGCUGGGCGUCCCGACCACACGCAAGCUGAUCAGUGGAAAGUAUGUCUCUUCCUAG